Messenger RNA from Argiope bruennichi, 842 nucleotides. RefSeq lists its product as uncharacterized. The record is from RefSeq and is a predicted model, not a curated record. The transcript has 10 exons. The coding region runs from base 21 to 692 and encodes 223 amino acids. NCBI's taxonomy places the organism in Eukaryota, Metazoa, Arthropoda, Arachnida, Araneae, Araneidae.
CGUCCCCGAAAGAACGAAAAAUGGGAUAUCUUAUGAAUUCUUAUCACUUUCGUAAGCUCUUUCGAAAAGAAGUGAAAAAACUGGACACAGAUCAAGUGGAAAUGCCACCAAAGACGAGUAAAAAGGAUUCCACCAGGAAAAUGGCAAAAAGGAGCAAGGGCAAGACUGCAAAACCCAAAGGAAAAUUACAUUUAGAAGCAACAACUUCAAAAUUUCCGAAACCAAGGAUUACAAAGGAGAGAGCCCCAUCUGAAGCAAAGCAUUCAAUUUCACGGAAAGUGACCAGGCCUUCAGCUCAGGCAAUAAAGGAACUUAAUUUGCGGAGAAGUAGACGAAUUGCGAAUAAAACAAAGACCGAAUCAGCCACCAGGGAACUGCCAAAAAAAGAGAUGCGAAAACCCACUCGUAAGAGAGUAGAGUCAGAGAAACCUCAAAAACGUCUCGGUCUGCUGCCGCGUCUACCAUCAGAUUACAGAUUUUCGUCAGAUGAGUCAGUAAGUAAUAGAGUAAUUGAAAACCCGUUUCGAAAGAUUCCUUCCACUUCGGCACAGGAAAUCUUGGUUCCAGAAGCUCCAAAUUCGGGUACAGUUCCAGAAAAUUCCCCACCUGUGUCACCUGCUGAGUUGGUGGAAGCAAAUGAUCCUGAAGCAAGAAGGAUUGUUGACGGGAAUGCUGAUGUCAAGCUUGUUUAAUGUUCAACUAAUGUUUUCUUCUCGUUUGUAAACUUUAAGCUAUGAAAUUCUGACAUAAUUUUUUUCAAUAUCUUUUUAAAAGUACUUUUCAUAAAUACUCAAAAUUUUAGAUUUUAUAAGUAAAUUUUAAAAAUUUUCUGUUUGGCAAAA